This is a messenger RNA of Larimichthys crocea (large yellow croaker), 2012 nucleotides long. Its product is annotated as guanylyl cyclase-activating protein 2. Gene Ontology annotation, molecular function: calcium ion binding; calcium sensitive guanylate cyclase activator activity. Gene Ontology annotation, biological process: visual perception. The record is from RefSeq and is a predicted model, not a curated record. The transcript is spliced from 5 exons. The coding region runs from base 211 to 774 and encodes 187 amino acids. Gene Ontology annotation, cellular component: cone photoreceptor outer segment; photoreceptor inner segment. Lineage: Eukaryota; Metazoa; Chordata; Actinopteri; Sciaenidae.
GGAGGAAGCUAAGAAGAGAGAGUGAGCGAGCAUAUUCAUAUUUACCAUGCCUGUCACUCCUCUGCCUGCUGCGAGUGGCUGCUGCAAAGCUCUUCAGUGUGAUUGGAGUGUGUGCCUGACCUUCAGUGACCUGCAGACCGCCAGAGGCCAAACUUUCCCUCAAACAAACAGUCACAUCGGGAGUUCUUCCAACGCAAAAAUCAGCAGGCCAUGGGGCAAGAAGAGAGCCACAGCGAGGAGAUGGAUUUGGAAAAGAUUCAGGAGCUGUGCAUCAUUUUCAUGAAGGAGUGUCCGAGCGGCGCCCUCCACCUGCACGAGUUCAAGAGGAUCUUCGGGGUGCCGAGCAGCUCUGCAGAGGAGUCCCUCUACAUGGAGACUAUAUUCCACUCCUUUGACACAAACAAGGACAACACACUGGAUUUCCUCGAGUAUGUAGCAGCGCUUCACUUGAUCUUACGAGGGAAUCUUGAAGAUAGACUCAAGUGGUCCUUCAAGAUGUACGACAAAGACGGGAACGGCAAGUUGGACAGACAGGAGGUGAAACGGAUCAUACGGAUAAUUUACAAAAUCAAGCUCCAGAAGAGCGACGUCAGCAUGACGCUGUCUGAAAUCUGUGACCGAAUCUUUCAGCUGGUCGACAAGAAUAACGACGGUCAGAUAACUUUGUCUGAGUUCAUGGAGGGAGCUCAGAAGGACGAAUGGGUCAUGAACCUGCUGAAGUUGGACGUCAACGCCACGGGCUGGGUCAUCCAGAACUGUGGGAAAUUACCUUGAGGCGUCACUGAAUGAGUUUUUUGUUGUUGUUUGAGGCAGACACAGAGGUGCUGUCUUCAUAAAUUGGGUCUCGCCACGUUCAGCUUCCUGUGAUUUGGAGUUGGAGCUCAGUUCACGGCGACGGUUCUGCCAGGAUUUCGCCUGCUGGUCCGAAGGUCCGAGUCCUUGCUGUGUGUCUGUGGUCUGUUUGGGCAUCAAGCCAAACUCACCAAACAGAGAACAUUUACUGUACAUGCAGUACAGGCAGUUAUUGUGUAUUCACACUGAUUAUUGUUGAGGAUAGUCGAUUUAAUAGAAAAGUAAAAAACGCACAAAGUUUAAAUAUCAGCAAAAAUCAGCCAACGCUGUAUUUAUGUGAUUUAACUUGUUACAAUGAGGCUUAAUUUAAUAUUUAUUAAUGUUUGUGGUUAUGAUAAUAUACAAAUACAUUGGUAGAACACUUAUUAUGCUAAUAUAUCAAACCAGUGACCAGACUUUGGACAGUACAACAAACUAAAAACACAAACUGACAUGUUAUUUAGUUCAUUCAAAGGUUCCCUGUGGAGUUUCACUACAGAGUGAUCUACAGGUGGAUGUAACACAGCAAUAUAUGCAGCAAUGUGCAACUACAUUGCUUUUGUUUGUUUGCAGGAAAACUCCACAGGGUGCCUUUUAAAAUGGACAAACACAACAAGAGAUUGUUGCAUGAGAAUCAAGGUUAUGUGAGGUAAAGAACUUUAUUUAUUUUGAGGUAAAUUGUUGCAGUAGAUAUAUGGUGCAAAUAUAAAAGACGUAAAUCCAAAAUAUACAGAAUGCCAAAAAUAUAAACAGGAUUUAUUUAUGAGCAGCUUGCAGCCCUUCGUUAAGAUGUUGUAAUGACUGCGUUAGCAAACAGUUGCCUUUUUAAUAUUUCAUUUGAAAUUGUGUUUCUGUCCACCUGGUAUCAACUCUUCUUUUAGCUCUGGUUUGGUCUCCACCAUCUCUGCUCCACUUUCUUCACCAGAUAGUCUCUAACUGCCUGAUAUUUGGUGAAGGGCUGCUGUUGUUGCUGAUGAUGAGAACGGUGGGAUUCACCAAAAACAAUGAAACGUUCCUCAGAGGUGAGAGACUCUGUCACCUCAGUUUCAGAGACACCAUGAACCCUAAAACAAUAUAAGAGAACAUGAUGCAGUUUGUUUUUUGUACUUAAACUAAUGUUUCUGUUUCAGACGUGCAUUUAUUUUGUUAAUAAAAAUCAUUUGUACACACCUUGUGUUGUU